Molecule: messenger RNA, 1121 nt
Organism: Hydractinia symbiolongicarpus
Lineage: Eukaryota; Metazoa; Cnidaria; Hydrozoa; Anthoathecata; Hydractiniidae
Product: lysine-rich nucleolar protein 1-like
Exons: 3
Coding region: 111-992 (293 amino acids)
Source: RefSeq, a predicted model, not a curated record
CGGGGGACAGUCACCCGAUCGGGGAAAGAUCCCGUACUGGCAACCGACCACGCGAGAUUUGAUUUAAUAGAAAAUAAAAUAUUAGCUAGCUGAAGGUAGACCUAGCUGGGAUGAAUAAAGCUGUUUUGAAUCCAACAGUAGAGGAAGACUAUGUCACACCAGAAUCUGCUAAAAAACGUUCAAAAAAGAAAAAGAAAGAUCGAGAGUCUAUUGUAAGUAAUUGUGACGCAAAUAUAAGUAAAGCAAAAAAGAAAAAACGUGAAUGCGAUGAAACUUUUACUAAAGAACUUAAGAAGAAGAAGAAAGGGAAGAAUAAAAGCAGUGAGGAAAAUGAUGUUAUUAGUGAUAAAGAAGGACUUUUACAGAAAAAAAAUAAUGUAGAAACUGUUCAAAAAGAAGCAGAAGAACAAGAAAGGGAUAAUAAAGAACACAAAAAGAAGAAAAAGAAGAAAAAGAAAAAGAAAACAAUAGAUAAAGAGGAAGAAGAAGGAAACGAGCUUGAUAACAAUAGUGAAGAACUAGAAAUUGAGUAUACCAAGAAAGAGAAAGUAAAUAAUAUUGCCAAAAAGAAAGAAAAAAAGGACUCUAGGAAAAAGAGGAAACGAACUGAGAAAGUUGUGGCUAGUGAACUAUCUAAUGAACAAGGUGAUGAUUUAAAAACACAAGAUGAAACAAAAAGAAAACAUGUUGGGGAGCCACAGGAGAUUGAAACACAACCUAUGGCUGGACAAUGGUCAACUGCAGCCCUGGGUUCAGAAGCUAGAAGUAACAAGUUUCUUCGACUCAUGGGUGGUUUUAAAGCUACCAACAUGAACAAAAAAGCAGCGUUUAGCACAGUGGCGCUUGACAAAAAAAGUGAGGAAAGAUUAAAUCUCGGUUUAGAAAAACAAUAUGAACGUGCGCUGGAGACUACUAGAAACUGUCGAGGCAUAGGUUUAGGCUUUUCAAAUAGCAAAAGAGAAGAAAAACCGUCAUUUUCCUUUCCAACGUGACUUCUACAAAAUCUUGAAGUGCUUCAUUUGUGUUCACAAUUAUUUGCAAGCUUGGAGUAAUUGAACUCGCUGCAUAAACCUUUUAUCUACAAAUGUGUAGCUCUAGCUUCUAAAACAAAUUCUCCGGAA